AUGUUUUGUUUAAAGUACAGACAGUUAUUACCAAAGGGUAUUGUCGUCCGUAAAAUGGCAACUGUUAAAAGGUUUUAUAGAAGAACAAAUAUAUUACAAAGUGGAGAAAAAUAUGAAAUAACAUUGGAUCAACGUAAACUCAAGACACCCAAAGGGCGAGUAUUUGAAGUCUCCAGCAAACCAUUGGCAUUAGCUGUUGCCCAUGAAUGGGAUAGUCAAGAGGAUAUUAUUCAUCGAAGUAAUAUGCAUAUGACAGCUCUGUGUAGCACUUUUUUAGACAAUCCACAAAAUUUAAAUAGCAUUGAUAUUGUUACUUACAUUGCUAAUUAUUUAGAAACUGAUACUAUUUUAUAUCAAUCAAGUGAAACAGAGGAAUUAUUUAAAAUCCAAAAGGAAAAAUGGGACCCAAUCAUACAAUGGUUUUGCGAUAAGUAUCAAGUAGAUGUUGAAAAAACAACAAGUAUAAGUUCUCCGGUUAUUCCUAGUGACACCAAAGAAAAAAUUGUAAGACAUGUUGCUUCUUAUAACGCUGCAUCUCUUCACGCUUUAAAUGUUGAAGAAGCUAUUGCUUUAUCAAGAUUAGAAGAAGAAUUUCAGAUUUCACAUUGGGGUAAUGUGGAAUGGUCCCAUGAAUUAGGUAAACAAGAUUUACAGGCACGAUUGGCAGCCGCAGUAUUAUUUAUUCAUUUAAAUUCAUCGUCGGCUACUACGAAACCCAAAAUCGAUAGUACAUAA
This is a messenger RNA of Cotesia congregata, 735 nucleotides long. The record is from the annotation of a GenBank genome assembly. NCBI's taxonomy places the organism in Eukaryota, Metazoa, Arthropoda, Insecta, Hymenoptera, Braconidae.